CGCCGCGCCGCUACCCGGCUACCGCGCCUCCGCCGCCGCCGCCGCCCCCCGACGCCUGGGUGAUGCUGGACAUGGGAGAUAGGAAAGAGGUGAAAAUGAUUCCCAAGUCCUCGUUCAGCAUCAACAGCCUGGUCCCCGAGGCCGUCCAGAACGACAACCACCACGCGAGCCACGGCCACCACAACAGCCACCACCCCCAGCACCACCACCACCACCAUCACCACCACCACCCGCCGCCGCCCGCGCCCCAGCCGCCACCGCCGCCCCAGCAGCAGCAGCAGCAGCCACCCCCGGCCCCGCAGCCCCCGCAGGCACGAGGAGCCCCGGCCGCCGACGACGACAAGGGCCCACAACCGCUUCUGCUCCCGCCACCCGCCGCCCUGGACGGGGCCAAGGCCGACGCGCUGGGAGCCAAAGGCGAGCCGGGCGGUGGGCCGGCCGAGCUGGCGCCCGUCGGGCCGGACGAGAAGGAGAAAGGCGCGGGUGCCGGGGGGGAGGAGAAGAAGGGGGCGGGCGAGGGCGGCAAGGACGGGGAGGGGGGCAAGGAGGGCGACAAGAAGAACGGCAAGUACGAGAAGCCGCCGUUCAGCUACAACGCGCUCAUCAUGAUGGCCAUCAGGCAGAGCCCGGAGAAGCGCCUGACGCUCAACGGCAUCUACGAGUUCAUCAUGAAGAACUUCCCCUACUACCGCGAGAACAAGCAGGGCUGGCAGAACUCCAUCCGCCACAACCUGUCCCUCAACAAGUGCUUCGUGAAGGUGCCCCGCCACUACGACGACCCGGGCAAGGGCAACUACUGGAUGCUGGACCCGUCCAGCGACGACGUGUUCAUCGGCGGCACGACCGGCAAGCUGCGGCGCCGCUCCACCACGUCUCGGGCCAAGCUGGCCUUCAAGCGCGGGGCUCGCCUCACCUCCACCGGCCUCACCUUCAUGGACCGCGCCGGCUCCCUCUACUGGCCCAUGUCGCCCUUCUUGUCCCUGCACCACCCCCGCGCCAGCAGCACUUUGAGUUACAACGGCACCACGUCGGCCUACCCCAGCCACCCCAUGCCCUACAGCUCCGUGUUGACUCAGAACUCGCUGGGCAACAACCACUCCUUCUCCACCGCCAACGGGCUGAGCGUGGACCGGCUGGUCAACGGGGAGAUCCCGUACGCCACACACCACCUCACGGCCGCUGCGCUCGCCGCCUCGGUGCCCUGCGGCCUGUCGGUGCCCUGCUCCGGGACCUACUCCCUCAACCCCUGCUCCGUCAACCUGCUCGCGGGCCAGACGAGUUACUUUUUCCCCCACGUCCCGCACCCGUCAAUGACUUCGCAGACCAGCACGUCCAUGAGCGCCCGGGCCGCAUCCUCCUCGACGUCGCCGCAGGCCCCCUCGACCCUGCCCUGUGAGUCCUUAAGACCCUCUUUGCCAAGUUUUACGACAGGACUGUCCGGGGGACUGUCUGAUUAUUUCACACAUCAAAAUCAGGGGUCUUCUUCCAACCCUUUAAUACAUUAACAUCCCGGGGACCAGACUGUAAGUGAACGUUUUACACACAUUUGCAUUGUAAAUGAUAAUUAAAAAAAUAAGUCCAGGUAUUUUUUAUUAAGCCCCCCCCCAUUUCUGUACGUUUGUUCAGUCUUUAGGGUUGUUUACUAUUCUAACAAGGUGUGGAGUGUCAGCGAGGUGCAAUGUGGGAGAAUACAUUGUAGAAUAUAAGGUUUGGACGUCAAAUUAUAGUAGAAUGUGUAUCUAAAUAGUGACUGCUUCGCCAUUUCAUUCAAACCUGACAAGCCUAUCUCAAAAGGCUGCCAGAUUUCCAUGUGUGCAGUAUUAUAAGUUAUCAUGGAGCUAUCUGGUGGACGUAGGCCUUGAGAUCAACCUAAAUUAUGGAGAGAAUUUUUUAAAAAAAUGUUAAACUUGUAAUUUGUAUUUAAGAAUUUGUAGUAAAGGUGCCCAAGAAAUUAUAUUGGCCAUUUAUUGUUUUGUCCUUUUCUUUAAAGAACUGUUUUUACCUUUUGUUUACUUUUAGACCAAAGAUUGGAUUUUAGCAAAUGCACUUGGUAUACUAAGUAUUAAAAACAAACAAACAAACAAACGAAAAAGCAAAGUUGUUUAGUUGGCAACACUGCCCAUUCAAUUGAAUCGGAAGGGGACAAAAUUAAGGAUUGCCUUCAGUUUGUGUUGUGUAUAUUUCGAUGUAUGUGGUCACUAACAGGUCACUUUUAUUUUUUUCUAAAUGUAGUGAAAUGUUAAUGCCUAUUGUACUUAUAGGUAAACCUUGCAAAUAUGUAACCUGUGUUGCGCAAACGCCGCAUCAAUUUGAGUGAUUGUUAAUGUUGUCUUAAAAUUUCUUGAUUGUGAUGCUGUGGUCGUAUGCCCGUGUUUGUCACUUACAAAAAUGUUUACUAUGAACACACAGAAAUAAAAAAUAGGCUAAAUUCAUAUAGAUCUUGA
Molecule: messenger RNA, 2444 nt
Organism: Onychomys torridus (southern grasshopper mouse)
Lineage: Eukaryota; Metazoa; Chordata; Mammalia; Rodentia; Cricetidae
Gene: Foxg1
Product: forkhead box G1
Exons: 1
Coding region: 63-1505 (480 amino acids)
Biological process (GO): regulation of transcription by RNA polymerase II
Cellular component (GO): nucleus
Molecular function (GO): DNA-binding transcription factor activity; sequence-specific double-stranded DNA binding
Source: RefSeq, a predicted model, not a curated record